Molecule: messenger RNA, 807 nt
Organism: Tetrapisispora phaffii CBS 4417
Lineage: Eukaryota; Fungi; Ascomycota; Saccharomycetes; Saccharomycetales; Saccharomycetaceae
Gene: RSM25
Product: mitochondrial 37S ribosomal protein mS23
Exons: 1
Coding region: 1-807 (268 amino acids)
Cellular component (GO): mitochondrial small ribosomal subunit
Molecular function (GO): structural constituent of ribosome
Source: RefSeq, a predicted model, not a curated record
AUGAAGAUACAACAGAAUGCAGUGAAUGUGCUGGAAAGAACCUCUUCUUAUUUGAGGUCGGGUCUAUUGACAAAACAACCGGCUUGGUAUAAUGUCGUUGCUGAAAUUCCUCCAUCGAAGAAAUUCGAAAGGACGCCAAAAUUCACUAACCCAUCUAAUAACAAGAAAUUAAAUGAACUAAGAAUCAUCGAUGAGAGACUAGUUAGUGAUAGGAACGGAACUUUUUUAUUUAAAUCAAGAUAUAACAAACUUGAUAAGAAAAGUUCAUCGAAAAACGUAUACAAACCGGCUAAACUUUCAUACAUCGAAGAUCAAUUGAGAGAAGUAUUUUAUAUUCAGCAUCCUUGGGAAUUAUCGCGUCCAAAGAUAGUAGUUGAAAACAAUGGUGACGAGACGUACGACUGGUCUCAUAUCCAACAGCUCGGUAAGGCACUUGAUGGUGAGAAUGUUGUUCAAAGAGCAAUGUAUUUGAUGAAAAAGAAACUCAUAAUGAUAUUUCAAAAGCAUACGAUCAAAGCUAGAUAUGAAUUUUACAGAGUCAGAAUGCAAUCAGAAAUUGAAGAACAAGUAGCACAAGAAGAAGCGGAAAUGUUUGGAUCUGUUUUUGGGCCAUCCACCAUCGAAUUUGGUAUGGAUCAGGAACAAAAAGUUAUUGAUGUUUGGAAGAGAAAAGCAAUUGCAGAAACAGAACUUAUGGAAGCUAAACGUACCAAUCCAUCAGAAACAUGGGCACAAGAAAAAGAAGAAGAUGUGAAUUAUCCUGACGGUGAACAAAUUACCGAAGAAGCUACUGGCAUCACUCUUUAA